Molecule: messenger RNA, 339 nt
Organism: Asparagus officinalis (garden asparagus)
Lineage: Eukaryota; Viridiplantae; Streptophyta; Magnoliopsida; Asparagales; Asparagaceae
Product: allergen MAG29-like
Exons: 1
Coding region: 1-339 (112 amino acids)
Source: RefSeq, a predicted model, not a curated record
AUGACGGGGACCGGGGUUGAGUUUGAUGCAGAGGUGACAGCCAUCAGAUCGGCGAUGGUGAAUGAGUUGAAUGGGGGGGGGUUGGGGGAUCGGGAGAGGAUCGAGGAGACCGUAGAGGAGGCGAUCUGGUGGCUGGAGGGGAACCAGCUGGCGGAGGUAGAGGAGUUCGAGCACAAGCAGAAUGAGUUGGAGGAGGUCUGUGUGCCGUUAAUCGCGAAGAUGUGUCAGGGUGGUGGAGGAGCUGAUAGCGUAGGGAUGAAUAGCGGUGGUGCUUCAGGCGGUGGUGCAGGUGGUAGCGGCGGUGGUGGUUCUGGGCCUAAGAUUGAGGAAGUUGAUUAA